AUGAGAAAGACGGACGUGAGGAACCCGAACGACGGAUGCGAGGAACGCAAAGGACGGAUGCGAGGAACGCGAAGGACGGAUGCGAGGAACGCAAAGGACGGAUGCGAGGACCGCGAAGGACGGAUGCGAGGAACGCAAAGGACGGAUGCGAGGAACGCAAAGGGUGGAUGUGAGGAAAGCGAAGGACAGAUGCGAGGGCCGCGAAGGACGGAUGCGAGGAACGCGAAGGAUGGACGCGAGGGCCGCGAAGGACGGAUGCAAGGAACGCGAAGGAUGGAUGCGAGGGCCGCGAAGGACGGAUGCGAGGAGCGCGAAGGAUGGACGCGAGGGCCGCGAAGGACGGAUGCAAGGAACGCGAAGGAUGGAUGCGAGGAAUGCGAACAACAGAUGCGAGGAACGCGAACAACAGAUGCGAGGAAUGCAAAGGAUGGACGCGAGGGCCGCGAAGGACGGAUGCGAGGAACGCGAAGGAUGGAUGCGAGGGCCGCGAAGGACGGAUGCGAGGAACGCGAAGGACGGAUGCAAGGAACGCGAAGGAUGGACGCGAGGGCCGCGAAGGACGGAUGCGAGGAACGCGAAGGACGGACGCGGAAACCUGUGCAAAUGCGGACGGUGGAUUUUCCCAACGGGGAACAAUCAAGUCCAGCUGUCUACGGAGCGACACGUGUGGACAGGAGCUCUGACGUCACAGGAGCUGCGCAGUCCAACUCGGAACGACAACUUCCUCUUCCUCACACGCACACGCACACGGUGUAA
Messenger RNA from Phyllopteryx taeniolatus (common seadragon), 756 nucleotides. RefSeq lists its product as uncharacterized. Bases 1 to 756 code for a protein of 251 amino acids. NCBI's taxonomy places the organism in Eukaryota, Metazoa, Chordata, Actinopteri, Syngnathiformes, Syngnathidae. The record is from RefSeq and is a predicted model, not a curated record. The transcript has 2 exons.